Molecule: messenger RNA, 2776 nt
Organism: Punica granatum (pomegranate)
Lineage: Eukaryota; Viridiplantae; Streptophyta; Magnoliopsida; Myrtales; Lythraceae
Source: RefSeq, a predicted model, not a curated record
UCUUCGGUCUCUAACAGCACAGAGGUCCGAUCAGACACUCGUCUCAGUGACAGAGAGAGCGAGAGAGAGAGAGAGGAGGGAGACGGAAGGGAGUUGGACGAGAUCUUCUCUAACCCUCGCAUGUCAAAGCGAGUCUUCUCUGAAACCCUAGCCACCAGCAAUGUCGUCCUCAACCUCCUCGCCGGAUUUCCCCCCCGUCGACUCGAGAAUCUGGCGCGCCUGCGCCGGCUCCUCCGUCCGAAUCCCCGCCGUCAACUCUAGGGUCUACUACUUCCCCCAGGGCCAUCUCGAGCAGUCCUCCUCCGCCUCCUCGCCCGUCCUCUCCCCAAUCGCCCUGUCCCGGCCCUAUGUCGCUUGCGUGGUCGCCGCCGUCAGCUUCCACGCUGAUCCCCUCACCGACGAGGUCUUCGCCAGGCUAGUCCUCCACCCUUCCUCGAGCGGCGGCGAGGCCCUUCCGGAGGCGCGUGGCUACGCCGUGGACGAGGAGGACGAGAAGAUUGCUUCGUUCGCCAAGGUCCUGACCUCCUCCGACGCCAACAAUGGCGGUGGAUUCUCCGUGCCUAGGUUCUGCGCCGAUACCAUCUUCCCGCCGCUGAACUACCAGAUUGACCCGCCCGUCCAGAAUCUCGAGGUGACUGACGUUCACGGGGUCGUGUGGACGUUCCGGCACAUCUACCGAGGCACUCCGAGGCGGCAUUUGCUGACCACCGGGUGGAGCAAGUUCGUGAACAAUAAGAAGCUCGUGGCGGGAGACUCUGUUCUGUUCAUGAAGAACUCCGGAGGGGACAUGUUCGUCGGUAUUCGCAGAGCCACUAGGGUUCCCGGUGCUGACUGCUUCACCUGGCGCAACCAGAUUGCUGCCGGGAAGACCAAGAUCGAGGAGGACUCUGUCCUUAAGGAAAGCUUCUCGAGGAACGGGAGGGGAAGAGUUCCUCUGGAGUCGGUGGUGAAAGCUAUUGAGCAUGCAGCCCGUGGGAUGCCGUUCGAGGUGAUUUACUACCCGAGGGCUGGGUGGUCUGAUUUUGUGGUGAGGGCGGACGUCGUAGAGGCGUCCAUGAAGAGCUACUUGGCAGCCGGAGUGAGGGUUAAGAUGGCUGUGGAGACGGAGGAUACUUCUAGGAUGACGUGGUUUCAGGGGACCGUUUCCUCCACUGCCAUGCCCGAGAACGGCCCAUGGGCGGGUUCCCCGUGGCGCAUGGUUCAGGUGAUAUGGGAUGAACCUGAUGUUUUGCCUAACUCGAGGAGUCUGAACCCUUGGCAGCUUGAACCUUUGUCAAUUCAAUCUGCUUUUCCCCCAACAAAGAAAUUUAGAGCUUCAGGAUUGGGACCUGAUGGAGGAGAUGCAGAACUCUACUUUCCUCUUAGAGGAUUCGCCAGUUCGACUUUGGGCCACUUAAGCCCAUCAUUGUUGAAUUACAAUAUUUCUCCUGCUGGCAUGCAGGGAGCCAGGCAAGAUGCUAUUGGUGCAUCUAGUUUUUUACACUAUGCUGAUGAGAAUACCCCUCCUAAGAUGUUCACUGCUGAUUUCUUGGGCAACAAGAUGUUCCCAAAUUAUAAAUCUUUGCCCACUGGUCUGAACAUUGAAAGUUCGCCAUCAGAAAACCUGUCUACUGAUAGCCCGAACAGUGGGCGCUCCUCUAUUGCAGAUCUUGCUGCUCAGAAAGUUCCGGCGAAUUGUAUCCAACUGUUUGGUCAGUUCAUUUAUAUAGAAAAGCCAGUUGAAAGUGGAUCUGAUGAUGAUGGCUUGAAAGAGAGCAUUGGGACUGCAAAUGCAGGUCAGUCAUUGGCCAACCCACUUGUAAAACUAAUUGAGAGGCUUGAUAACCAACAGGAGGGAGCAUCAGCUGUUGAAUCAUGCCUUAUCUGAUGAGAUGUUUGGUCUUUUGGUGGCAGAGGAGUAUUAUUUGUACAGGGUGGUAGUUCAUGGUAGACGGAAUUGACCCAUCAUGAUGUGUUUAGGUGUGAUAGCCCUUCUCUAGAGUAGAGUCCAUUGCAGGUUGUAGAGUGGAGCCUCCUGUUAACCUCCUGUGGAGAACUUGUUAAUUGUCUAGGCUGAGACAAAUACGGUUCAGUUACAUUCAGGUUUUCCUUCUGUCUUUCUGGAGUUUGAUGGGUAGUACUAGAAGCUGUGAAUCCCUCGUUUCUCUGAUUCAAGUACCCUGAGAAAUUGGAGAGGAAGAAUCAUUCUGCCAUACCAAUCGACGACUCGUAGCUGUAACUCUGUCUAAUUUGAUAUCUGACAUCCAAGUCGAGAGGGGCUAUGAAUGUUUCUUGGCAAGUGAGCUUUGGGCUAAGCAUGAGCCUGACUGGAAUGCCUUGUUCCCAAGUAACAAUGGCUGAUGGGCAUAUUCGUCGUGCAUCUUAUUUCCUGCUACAGGAAAGGAGCUGCACAUGGAUGAGGGUCGAAGCAUGGCUAACCCGAACCCGUAAGAUUUCUUUGUCUUACGAUAAUAGCUAAAGGAAUAAAUUGAACUACUAGUUAGGAAAAAGAAAAAUGAAUUAUACGUACAUACACAUACAUAGAUCGAUACAGCACGGAAGGAAGAAAAAAAGAGACUAAUGCCCUGUUUGGAUUCCCAAACAAUUGAUUUUACGACGCUUUAGUCCACUCAGCCAUCUCUCCGAAUCGGGGAUGUCCUCAGCGCCGAGGAACAUGUAGCAUCUACACCGAGAAUUCAAGUAUUGUAUACGUCAUAAGUCCGAUCCUUUGUAGAAACUACCCGUAAUAACGAACUUGCAAAAUGGAUCUGUUUAUCAUAGAGCGAUUCGUUGUUCC